Molecule: messenger RNA, 3158 nt
Organism: Populus trichocarpa (black cottonwood)
Lineage: Eukaryota; Viridiplantae; Streptophyta; Magnoliopsida; Malpighiales; Salicaceae
Product: receptor-like protein 15
Exons: 5
Coding region: 1-2850 (949 amino acids)
Molecular function (GO): protein binding
Source: RefSeq, a predicted model, not a curated record
AUGGGGUUAAACAGGUUCUCUCUAGCAGUUGUGGUGAUGAUGAUGAUUAAUGCCAUGCUUCCAUUAGAAGGGUGUUUAGAGGAAGAAAGGAUUGCUCUUCUGCAAAUCAAGACUUCCAUGGUUGAUCCAAAUCAUAUGGGAUUUGGAUCCCCGCUACUCUCCUGGGGAGAGGAUGCUCUCUGUUGUAAUUGGGCAGGAGUUACCUGCGAUUCCAUUACAGGACGAGUUAUCGUAAUCUUUCUUUACAACGCAAGAGGUUGGUUCAUAGAUCCUUCAAAGGGAGUUUGGGACCGAAAUGCUUCAAUGGGAGAUUGGUACCUAAAUGCAACUAUGUUUCUUCCCUUCCAAGAACUCAAUAUUCUUGGCUUGAGUAAUAAUGAUAUAGCUGGCUGUGUUCCGAAUGAAGGUUUCGAAAGACUAUCAAGACUUACCAAAUUGGAGUCUCUCUAUUUAGGACUCAAUAACUUCAACAAUAGCAUUCUAUCAUCCUUCAAAGGCCUUUCUUCUCUUAAACAUCUAUAUCUUGAGAGUAACCAAUUGAAAGGAUCAAUAGAUAUCAAAGGCUCUGGAGGACCAUCAAGGCUUAACAAAUUGGAGACUCUUGACUUAAGCUCAAAUAAAAUCAACGAUAGCACCUUAUCAUUUCUUGAAGGGCUUUCAUCUCUCAAACAUCUAUAUCUUAAUAACAACCAGUUGAAAGGAUCAAUAAAUAUGAAAGGCCUUUGUGAGUUAAAACAACUCCAGGAGCUUGAUAUCAGCUACAACGAUCUCAAUGGUCUGCCUUCUUGUCUCACAAAUUUAAACAACCUUCAAGUUUUAGAUAUCUCUUUCAACAACUUUUCUGGGAAUAUAUCCUUGAGCCGCAUUGGAAGUCUCACAUCCAUUCGAGAUCUAAAACUGUCAGACAAUCACUUCCAAAUACCAAUCUCACUUGGCCCAUUUUUUAACCUUUCAAACCUCAAGAAUUUGAAUGGUGACCAUAAUGAGAUAUACGAGUCAACAGAGCUGGUACACAAUUUGAUUCCAAGGUUCCAGUUACAGAGGCUUUCUUUGGCAUGUCAUGGAUUCGGUGGGACAUUUCCGAAAUUCCUUUACUAUCAGCAUGACCUUCAAUUUGUUGAUCUCUCACACAUCAAAAUAAUAGGAGAAUUUCCAAGCUGGUUGUUACAGAAUAACACAAAACUUGAAGCGCUUUAUUUGGUCAACAGUUCUCUUUCAGGAUCUUUGCAAUUACCAAAUGAUUCCCAUGUGAAUUUGUCACGUUUAGAUAUCUCAAGAAAUCACAUCCAAAAUCAAAUUCCCACUAAAAUUGGGGCAUAUUUCCCGUGGUUAGAGUUUUUAAACCUGUCUAGAAAUUAUUUCAGUGGUAGCAUUCCCUCUUCGAUAAGCAAUAUGAGCUCAUUGGGAGUCUUGGAUUUGUCCAAUAAUGGCUUGUCAGGCAACAUACCCGAGCAGUUGGUUGAAGGCUGUUUAUCAUUACGUGGUCUCGUGCUUUCAAAUAAUCAUUUGAAAGGCCAGUUUUUCUGGAGAAGUUUCAACUUAGCAUACUUGACCGACCUGAUAUUAAGUGGGAAUCAGUUAACAGGGAUUCUUCCAAAUAGCUUGUCUAAUGGUUCUAGAUUGGAAGCAUUGGAUGUCAGUCUCAACAAUUUAUCUGGUAAGAUACCGAGAUGGAUAGGGUAUAUGUCUUCUCUUCAAUAUUUAGACCUUUCAGAGAACAAUCUUUAUGGAAGUCUACCGUCCAGCUUUUGUUCUUCAAGGACGAUGACAGAAGUUUAUUUAUCUAAAAAUAAACUAGAAGGAUCACUGAUUGGUGCACUCGAUGGCUGCCUGUCGCUGAAUAGAUUAGAUCUGAGCCAUAAUUAUUUUGGAGGUGGCAUUCCCGAGUCAAUUGGUUCUUUGUUAGAGUUGAGCUUUCUUCUUUUAGGUUAUAAUAAUCUAGAAGGUAAAAUCCCAAGCCAACUCUGCAAACUAGAGAAAUUAAGCUUGAUUGAUCUUUCUCAUAAUCAUCUGUUCGGUCAUAUUCUUCCAUGCCUACAACCUACCAGCAAGUGGCAGAGGGAAAGGGAAACAUCUUUAAAUCCUUCAGGCAAUUCUCUAGGUCGUGAGAACAGGGGACCACAGAUAGUAUUUCCUGUUCCCGCCGUGGAAGACCCUUCUAUGAAUAAAUCUGUAGAGUUUACAACAAAGAGCAUAUCCUAUUCAUUCAAGGGAAUCAUCCUCAAGUACAUCUCCGGUAUCGAUCUCUCCUGCAACAAUUUGACAGGAGAGAUUCCUGUUGAGCUUGGAAACCUCAGCAACAUCCAGGUGUUGAAUCUAUCCCAUAAUAGUUUAACAGGUCCAAUACCACCUACAUUUUCAAACUUAAAGGAAAUUGAAAGCCUGGAUCUUUCCUACAACAACUUGAACGGGGAAAUUCCUCGUCAGCUUCUCGACUUAUACUUCCUAUCUGCUUUCAGUGUAGCCCACAAUAACUUAUCAGGCAAAACGCCAGAGAUGGUUGCACAAUUCUCAACAUUCAACAAGUCUUGCUAUGAGGGAAAUCCGUUGCUUUGUGGACCACCACUCGCCAGAAAUUGUACUAGAGCAUUACCGCCAUCACCGCUGCCAAGGUCUCAGACUCAUAAAAAAGAAGAAAAUGGCGUUAUUGAUAUGGAGGCUUUCAUUGUGACAUUUUCAGUGGCAUACAUCAUGGUCCUGUUGACAAUAGGUUCAGUUCUGUACAUAAACCCACGUUGGCGACGAGCAUGGUUUUACUUUAUUGGGGAGAGCAUCAAUAAUUGCUAUUACUUUCUUGUGGACAAUCUACCUGUGCCAGCCAGGUUCAGACGAUUUCAGCCUUGUGUCUAAAAUGAUGUAUGGAAUUUGCAGACAUGUAGGCGAUUGACAAACUGAAUUUCGUUGGAUGAAGGUAAGAAAAUCUCCGCAAGUAAUAUUUUCGUUAUGUGCUUCUAGGACUUGCAUGGUGCUCAAUUGUCUAUGGAGCUAGAAACAAAGAAACAUCAAAGUUCAUAGUGGGACUGGUGCCUCCGGAAGCUCUGCCAAGGUCCGGGUCAAGAUUCAAAUGGUUUGAUGUACGCUUGAUAAUUCCAGAUUUCCAAUAUUUUUAGUAAUCAUGAUCAAAUCUAAGGAGUUGAAAUUUUAGAUUUGAAUUUUAU